AUGGGAAGCUGUGUUUCCUUGCAAAAUAAAGAAGCUGGUAACUCGAGGAGUGUGAAUCGGUUUCACGAUGGCAUCUCGGGGAAAGCUACCACGAAUACACAACAGGGGACUCGACCGGUCUAUACGAGAGUCGUGAAACGGCCAAAAAAGAAAGUGCAUAAAGGGUUGAUUGGGUUGCCGUCAAAUUUUCAACAUACAGGCCACAUCGGGAUAACGGAAAUGCGAAGUGGCAAAGUUGACCCUGAAAAAAUCAGAAGCCAAAUGGCAGAAGUCGCUGCUGCACUACGUCUCGAAGUGAAUAGAUCAGUGACAGAAAGACCUGAAUCCUCGACAAAAAGUGGUCCUGCUGCUGAUCAUAGAUUUAAAGUAAAGAGAAAACCUACUCUCACCUCAGUAUCUCAUCCACCGAAUACAACACAACUACCAUCACUGCCGUCCUCAGAUUCAUAUCCAUCACAAGAUUCAAUACCGACAACCCAACAAAAACUAGAUCCAAUGGCAGAAAUAGUUGCCGCGUUAAAGAUGCCGUCCGAUACGAAUUUUGGCCUGGAGCCAACAAAUGAGACGUCCAUUACUGUCGUGUAA
This is a messenger RNA of Ambispora gerdemannii, 585 nucleotides long. NCBI's taxonomy places the organism in Eukaryota, Fungi, Glomeromycota, Glomeromycetes, Archaeosporales, Ambisporaceae. The record is from the annotation of a GenBank genome assembly.